GAAGAGCAGAGGACAAGAAUAAUAAGACAAUUUAAUAGUUUCGCGAACAGGUAUGAUCAGGAUAAUUAUUUAAGUGGGCUUAUAACCGUAUCUAAUGUACAACGUCGUCGUCCACGAGUAGGUGAAGAAAAUGCGAAAUUAUACUUCGUAUCUCUCCCGAAGAUGAUUACAGUUUACAUGCAGCAGCACGCGAGAUGAUGCUGUCCCAAUCACACUUUUUAUAGCUAUUAUUUAGAUAUUUUUAAAGUCGACUACAAAAAUAAGGCGUAUUUUUAUUACUAAAUUUUCGCAACACUAUGCACGCCGCCACUACACUACCAAACCUGGAAUGUCAUUACGUGAUUUUGUGUUGUCAAAGUCACACUUGAAAAAUCGUUUUCUCUUCAUAAAAACGAUAAAAACAUUCUAAAAUGGGAAAAAGGAAGCGAUCCGACAAGGAUGAUAGUGAAAUGGUCGAAAAGUUAUACAAAAAGGUAAAGAAACUGGUGAAAAAUAGAAGGAGAAUUUCAUCAUCAACUUCCGAUGAUGAACCGAUGCCGCCAUUAUCUCCCGCGCAGUCGUCACAUGUUGAUAUAAUUAGCGAUCUAGAACCUCGAGAUGAAAUCCCAACUAUUGAGAUGCAACCAGAAAGUGACGGAUCAGUAGAGGAAAACCAAGAUCUGGACCCAGAUAUUUUGCAAUUGCUAGGCUCAGCUCCUACGCAAAAUAAAUCAUUUGGAGAUAAUUUACAUAAAGAUUUAGUAACAAGGUGGAAACACAUCCUAACUAAUGGCCUAUCCAAGGAUGAAAAAACUGAUAUUUUGAAACAAUACCUACCUGCUGAAAAUUGCACAAAUAUGAAGGCACCCGCAUUGAAUCCUGAAAUAAAAUCAGCACUCUCUGAUAAGAAUAUCAAAAGAGAUGCAUACAGCGAACAAAGACAAAAUCAAAUGUCUAGCUGUAUUUCAGCAAUUGGCAAAGCACUGAAUUUAGUCUUGUCACAAAAAGAGAAUGUCCCCCAAGAUGUCAUAAAAACAUUAAGCGAUGCUAGGCGCCUACUAUGUGAUACACAUUACAGAGAAUCUCUUUCUAGAAGGUUUGCUAUUGUAAAUUCUCUAAGCAAGCAAAAACGAGAAAUAAUUAAAAACACUAAAAUAGAUGAUCAUUUGUUCGGUUCCAACUUGUCGGAACAUCUAAAAUCAUCCAAGGCUAUAUCAGCGUCUGCCUCAGAGCUAAGAUUCAGUACAAACACGGCCAAGUUUAACCAGUCUCACCGUGGGCAACCCAACACAUCUACAUCUCGUUAUCCUGCGGCUUUAAACACUCGGGGGGCGCCGCGGGCACCAGCCGCCGAACCGCGAGUGUACCCCAGCCAGAAUCGGCGUCAGCUACCACCACCGUCGGCGCCACGGGACCAUCGUCGUGUACCGACGACGACGACCACACGCCCGCGGAUCAACUACCCACAACAAUCUCGUCGACGUUAACAACCCCAUCACAGAGAGGCGCAUCCCCUCCACAAGGACCUAACAUUGAUGGCCGGGAAAUUAUCAAGCAAGCAUUGCUAAGUCAUGAAGUCCCGGAGGAGUCUCUUGAUAUUAUGAUA
Molecule: messenger RNA, 1585 nt
Organism: Spodoptera frugiperda (fall armyworm)
Lineage: Eukaryota; Metazoa; Arthropoda; Insecta; Lepidoptera; Noctuidae
Exons: 3
Coding region: 411-1466 (351 amino acids)
Source: RefSeq, a predicted model, not a curated record